Messenger RNA from Meloidogyne enterolobii, 696 nucleotides. The record is from the annotation of a GenBank genome assembly. Lineage: Eukaryota; Metazoa; Nematoda; Chromadorea; Rhabditida; Meloidogynidae.
AUGACCACCAAUUGUCCUCCUGGAUUUGUUGAUGGAAAUGUAACAUCAAAUGAAUGGCAAACAGUUAUCUGUAAUGAAACAAUUGAUGCUACAACAAAUAAUACUGAAUGUACUUGUCAAUUACUGGCAGCUGCAUUACCUCCAGCUGGCUCUUUGACUGCUUCACAUAUUCCUUUCAUUAUAUUCCUCAUUUUGGCAAUUAUAUUUUUAAUUUUAACACUUUGUUGUUGUUUAUAUCUUUGUUCUCGAUUGCAUUGUUUCCGCCGUCCAGCAGCAUCAAGUCAAGAAUCUCUUUACGGUCCUCUAACAAUACCUAGAGCUAAACUUGACGAAGAUCUGGGGUCUCUAGCAAGCAGUGAAUACACUGUUCGGGAGGAAAUCGAGAGAAGGGUUACAACUGAGGUAACGAGAAUGGAAGAGCAAUUAGUUGGAGGAGAAACAGUUUAUGAAGAACAUGUUGGGGAUAGAUCUGAUGCUUUUAGACAAAGCCGUUCUGGAGAGUUUUAUUCUUCAGGAGGAGGUGGUGGGGGAGGGGGAGAAUAUUCAAGUGGUGGAGGGACAGAAAGAUUUGGUAGCCAAACAAGAGAAAGAGGGGGUGGGGGCGGUGGUUAUUAUGCUUCUGCUUCUUCUACUGGAGGAGGGGAAGGAGGUGGUGCUCAUCAACGUCGUGAAUAUUAUUCUUCUUAUGGACGUUGA